AAUUGAAAUAGGCAAUAUAAGCAUCAUGUGGCAUGUCAUGUUUCUUUUACAGGGAUACCAUUCCCUGCAAUCCUAUAGAGUAGCACAUGUUUUGUGGAACCAAGGACGGACAGUACUGGCCUUGGCAUUGCAAAGUCGAAUCAGCGAGGUUUUUGGCAUUGACAUACAUCCAGCUUCCAGAAUUGGAGAGGGCAUAUUAUUGGAUCAUGGGACGGGUGUGGUUGUCGGUGAAACUGCUGUCAUUGGAAACAGAGUCUCGUUAAUGCAUGUAAGCCACCCUGAUCCUUCCCUUCUACUGUUAUUUAAUGUAAGAAUUAAUCUGGGUACUAUUAUAUUGGUACCUGGCUUAAUUGGGUGUAUUGUGUUGUUAAGUUCUGCUACUAGUUACAGCACCAAUUUUCCCACUCUCCUGAGAGUUUUCUAUUUUAUUUCCAUGAUUCUUGUUUACAGUUUUUCUCUUAUUUUUAUGUUGUUUGAGGUCUUGCUUGAUAAGUUGCUGUAAAUUAUAUUGGGAAAUGUCAAGAUAUUUUAUAUGGUUUACUUGUAAAUUUGAUUUGGUUAUGUUACCACUUUUUUAGAGGACAAAUUUUUCCAAGCAUUGCCAAGUUUCAAAAGCUUUAGUUGCCUUGCACUGAAUAGUAAAACCGUGUAUUGAAAAUUGUAUCUGACUAAUAAAGAUGAUUUAAUAUUU
Messenger RNA from Populus trichocarpa (black cottonwood), 691 nucleotides. Its product is annotated as serine acetyltransferase 2. NCBI's taxonomy places the organism in Eukaryota, Viridiplantae, Streptophyta, Magnoliopsida, Malpighiales, Salicaceae. The record is from RefSeq and is a predicted model, not a curated record. The coding region runs from base 26 to 502 and encodes 158 amino acids. The transcript has 3 exons. Gene Ontology annotation, molecular function: L-serine O-acetyltransferase activity. Gene Ontology annotation, cellular component: cytosol.